AUGGAGAACGCUAGCAGCGGCGUGCGUUGCCAGCGGUACGUGCCCCCGGACAAGUCGCUGCACGGCGUCGCAGAAAAGGAAGGCGCCGCAGACGAGCGCGACGCGCUGGUGGCCGACUGUCACGAUCACGUCGCUCUCGGGCACUCGUCGUCCAGCGACAACUGCACCGACCACGACAGCAACGGCACGCCGAAGAAGAAGCACCGACGAAACCGCACGACGUUCACGACGUUCCAGCUGCACGAGCUCGAACGAGCCUUCGAGAAGUCACACUACCCGGACGUGUACAGCCGCGAGGAGCUGGCGAUGAAAGUCAACCUACCCGAGGUCAGAGUUCAGGUGUGGUUCCAGAACAGACGAGCCAAGUGGCGACGGCAGGAGAAGAUCGAGGCCGAGAACGAGGCUCGGCUGCAGGAGCUGUCCGGCCUCGCGUCGACGGUGACAAAGUCCCGCAGCGUCGGCAACCUUCUGCCGCUCGACCCCUGGUUGACCCCGCCGAUCGGCGCCCUGCCCGGCUACAUCUCCCGCUUUCCGACUACCUUUCCCGGCUACUUGAACACGACGUUUAGCACGUCGCUAAGCAACACGCAAAGCUUGCAGACGAUGACGACAGAGAGCGCCACCGAUCCGCGCAGCAGCAGCAUCGUAUCUCUGCGAAUGCGAGCUAAAGAACACCUGGAGAGCAUAACCGGUGGAGGCGGUGGAGGCAUCAGUGGUGGUGGUGGCGGCGGCGGCGGCGGCGGAAAGUUGUCUUGGCCUUACACGCAAUGA
This is a messenger RNA of Priapulus caudatus, 771 nucleotides long. RefSeq names its product retinal homeobox protein Rx1-like. Gene Ontology annotation, molecular function: RNA polymerase II cis-regulatory region sequence-specific DNA binding; DNA-binding transcription factor activity, RNA polymerase II-specific. The record is from RefSeq and is a predicted model, not a curated record. The transcript has 3 exons. Gene Ontology annotation, biological process: positive regulation of transcription by RNA polymerase II. NCBI's taxonomy places the organism in Eukaryota, Metazoa, Priapulida, Priapulimorpha, Priapulimorphida, Priapulidae. The coding region runs from base 1 to 771 and encodes 256 amino acids.